Daphnia carinata is the source of this 825-nucleotide messenger RNA. Its product is annotated as parkin coregulated gene protein homolog. The record is from RefSeq and is a predicted model, not a curated record. The transcript is spliced from 4 exons. NCBI's taxonomy places the organism in Eukaryota, Metazoa, Arthropoda, Branchiopoda, Diplostraca, Daphniidae. Bases 1 to 825 code for a protein of 274 amino acids. Gene Ontology annotation, molecular function: Hsp90 protein binding; Hsp70 protein binding.
AUGUUUGACCGAAACGAUGGCCAGUCUUUGACGAUGCGCCAGGCCGGCCAGCAGCAAUAUCAGCAGGAAUCAGGAUCGAGCCGUUCGAGUAGCGGGAGCGAUGGAAGGAGCGCCCGUCGCGGCCAGCCGCAUCAAAUACGUUCGGCUAGGCAAUCCAGUUCAACUGUUGUUCCAGCGUUUACCAUCCGUUCGGCAUCGCAGAGCCGCGUCCAGCCUCCGAAAAGGGUCAACGUUUUUGCCGAACGACCUAGCCCUUCACUGGCCUUCCGGCGGAUUUACCAAAGAGGCGAUCUGCCCGUCUGCAUCGUCCACGAAAGUCGUCUCUAUCGACUCGGAUGGAAGGUGGAGUUGGAUACCCUCGACUAUGAACACUACCUGCCUCUCUUUCUGGACGGACUUUGCGAGACUCAACAUCCGCACGAGUUCUUGGCACGCAAAGGUGCCGAGGAUCUCAUUACCAGGGCUCCGGACCGGGUUACUCCGCUUCUACCUGUCAUCAUUCCACCUUUAAGACGAGCAUUAAACACUCGCAAUCCUCGUGUGAUCUGUUCGACAUUGAAGAUAAUCCAGUUGAUUGCCACCUGUUCAAAGGAGUCCGGCCGUGCGUUCCUACCUUAUUACAAAUCAUUAUUGCCCAUUCUCAACUUGUUUAAAUCAAUCAAUCUCAAUCAGGGCGAUGGAAUCGAUUACUCGCAGCAGAAGAACUCCAAUCUGGGCGACUUGAUCCAGGAGACGCUGGAAAUGUUGGAGAAAAGUGGAGGAUCUGCCGCCUUCGUCCUCAUCAAGAAUAUGAUCCCUACUUAUGAAUCCUGCGUUUGGAAAUGA